Molecule: messenger RNA, 3591 nt
Organism: Fundulus heteroclitus (mummichog)
Lineage: Eukaryota; Metazoa; Chordata; Actinopteri; Cyprinodontiformes; Fundulidae
Product: G-protein coupled receptor 22
Exons: 2
Coding region: 369-1886 (505 amino acids)
Biological process (GO): G protein-coupled receptor signaling pathway
Cellular component (GO): membrane
Molecular function (GO): G protein-coupled receptor activity; peptide binding
Source: RefSeq, a predicted model, not a curated record
AGUCAUGCUGAGUCCUCAGAGGAUCCAGCAGGAGCUUGAGCUCUGCCUGUGGACAAAUGCUGCAGAUGGUCUGUCUCUCAUUGGGCCGCUCGGCUGCCGGUUCUUCCUGCUGGAGCUGCUGUCUGUGCUGCCGAUGAGCGUCUGUUCCGCUCCUCCACAGCACACCACCGGACUGAAGGGGGAUCCCGCUUCUUCGCGUCAACUCUCUCAGCCAGGUUGCGGACAUGUGUCACUGAGCGCACGGCCAGGCGCGGGAGAACUAUCGCCACGCUGCUUUUCACCACCUCGUCAUGGGGGAUCAGGCCGGUGCAUCAUGGGAACUAAUCCGCAGGGGGUCAGACGCAACAUACGAGGACUGAAGGGUCGUCAUGGAGACUGGCAGCUACACCUCAAGCCCGGCCACCGCUGACUGGGUGGGAACGCCGGCAGCCCUGGAGGGUAUGGAGAUCCCUCGGGAUCACGGAGAAGAGGCGUCCCUCGUCAGCGCCGUGCCCUGGCACAUGCCGUACUCCCUGGGCUUCCAGGUGUCGCUCACAGCCUUCCUCAUGCUCGAGCUGGUGCUGGGCUUCAGCAGCAACCUCACGGUGCUGGUGCUCUACUGCUCGCAGUCUAAUUUGGUGGACUCGGUGAGCAACAUGGUGACGGUCAACCUGCACGUGCUGGACGUGGUGGUGUGCUUGCUCUGCGUGCCCCUCACUCUGGUGGUGGUGCUGCUGCCCCCGGGACCCAACCUGGCCUUGCUGUGCUGCUUCCACGAGGCUUGCGUCACGUUUGCCAGCAUCGCCACCGCCAUCAACAUCCUGGUCAUCAGCCUGGACCGCUAUGACAUCUCGGUGCGGCCGGCCAACAGGCUGCUGACGACGCGCAGGGCGGCGCUGCUCCUGGCCGCCGUCUGGGUCACCUCGGUCGCAGUGUUUUUCAUGCCGUUCCUGGAGGUCCAGUGGUCCGUGGCGGCAGAACCGGAGGAAACAAGCCAGGCGACCUCCUCGCUCGCCGUCCGUGGAACAGCUAGGCCGGCGUGGAGGAACAGAACUCUUCUGUGUGUCGGUGGCCAGGGCUAUUACACCGGUCUGGGGAUGUAUUACCAUCUCAUAUUACAGGUGCCCAUCUUCUUCACCACUGUGGCCGUCAUGCUGUUCACCUACUCCAGAAUACUGAGGGCUCUGAACAUCCGCAUCGGCUCCCACAUGAGGAAGAGUCAGCGGAGCAGGGGGCGCCACAAGAGACAGAAAGCGAGGAAGCCGGGACUCAGGAAGAAUGAGGACGAGGGAGGAGGGGAGCAGUGCACCACGGAUGGCACCAAACAGCUCAACCAUCCACCACUCAUUCCAUCCCUGUCUCCAACCCCGACGGCUACCUCUCCUCCAGCCCAGUCCUCUGCCGCUCCUCUCAUCGCCUCCGAGGCGGGCGCCGCCGCUCCCCUGCCAGCCACCAUGGGCGUCCAGGCCUCCGUCUCAGCGAUCAUAGCGCUGCGUCGGGCGGUGAGACGCCAUCGGGAUCGUCGCGAACGGCAGAGGCGGGUAUUCAAAAUGUCCCUCAUCAUCAUCACGACUUUCCUGGGCUGUUGGGCUCCUCUCUCCGUGACCAACAUACUGAUCCUAAGCAUGGGCCCCAGUGACAUCCUGGUCAGCCUACGCCUCUGGUUCCUGGCCCUUGCUUAUGGCACCACCGUCUCCCACCCCUUGCUCUAUGCCUUCACCCGGCAGAAACUGCGCCGUGCCCUUCGUGCCAAAGUUAAGAAGCGGGUGGUGUCUCUGCUCCAGGUGGACCCGUCCCCCGGGGCCACGGUGAUACACAACUCCUGGGUGGAGACCAGGAAAACCAGCCGACAGGUGCGGCUGGAAGCAAGCGAAGGCCCAGACCGCCACCUGGCCGAGGCCCUUUGAGGCUGAGACUCCUGGGUACAGCUGGGAUAAUUAAAGUCGCAGAAUAAGGUCGCAGGUGCAUUCCAUUAUGAAAUUCACUGAUGCGAGGAGCCGUCGACAGAAAUGUGAAAAGCACGUUUUUACCUCUGGGAGAGGUUUAACUGGAAGCACCAGCAGAGCCUGGUUAGACACAGAUCCGGUCACCUCAGGCAACAUUUGAAGUCACUGUUGUGCACACGACUUCCACUCGCACAAAUGAGCGGAUAUCAUUUGUAUCCUGUCGAGUACUGAGGGUUGUAUACAUAUGGAGAGGCUUUACAUAACUGUUCCCAAGAAUGCGUUUUUUUCCAGAGAAAGAUCUGAUCUCCCACUCAAAAGACCUUAUGUUCAUCCACUUUGAAUACAUAGAUAGUCUUCGAAUCCCAUAAAUACUAGCUCUGCUUUUAUUUUGCAGAGGAAACGUUUAGGAAGCCAGAAACACUGCCACAUAAAGCUGGGGUAAAGGAUUUAGAAAUGGUCAAUUGAUGAAGAUCACGUUAUGAGACAGCAAAAGUGUGAAUAAGCAAUGCAGCUUGGUUUUAGCCUACACAGGCACAUGUAACAGGUUCUUUAUGGGAAUUUGCAUCACCAUCUGAUAUUACUUCAAGUCCUUUUCUUUGUGGUUAAUUAUAUAAUUGGUGUUAUACGUUACUGGAACCUUAAGACUAUCUGAUCCCCGCUUCUCUUUUCUUUUCUUUAUGCUAACCAAUACAGUGCCUUGCACUUCCCAACAUUUUGUUGUUACAAACCCCAGUGCAUUUCACAGGGGUAUUAUGUGAUAGACCAACACAAAGUAGUGAAGUCUUUUUUUUUUUUUACAAUAAAAUCAAAAGUGUGGCAUUAAUAAGCUCUCAUCCCUUUUUAAUUCUGAGAAUCUAAAUAAGCUUGGAUGUCUUAGUCGCAAAUCAUAGUAGCACAUAUUUGAAUACAUACUUAAUUCACUGUAUAGAGACUUGCCAUAAAGUCAUAUUUAUUGUAUGUUUUUGUUUUUUUCUAAAUUCUAGUAAGUACACGAGUAAAGUUUUUAUUCAAAGACUAAAUUGUGACAAAAGAUGUCAACAUUUAAUCUGAGGAAACGAGUCAUACAAACCUGUAAAAUGGUUAGAAAUAGCAAAAACAAAAGUACCUUAGGUCAAUUUUCUAUUUAAAAGCAAUGGAGUUGAGAUCUCCUCAAACAAUAUUUAGAUCCUACUGAGUAGAUGUCUUAACUCAAUGGUGUGGUGCACUUUCAAAGGAACAUGUGUGUACAUGUUGUAAAUAUUAUCCAAUUGUGAUUUAUUUCACGUGAAAUCUUCAGUUAAAGCCAUUUACUCUGAAAGAGUUUUUAGGCUGACUUCUCUAGGUUAGAGUAUUUCAGUCGCCGCUGCCAUGCCAAGCAAACACGGGACAGCAACUGGCUGCUGUUCAAUGGGAUCAAUGGGACUACUGUUAACGUUAUUAAUAGGACAUGUGGUUGCUUUUGACUUUGUUCCUCCUUUGCGUGUGUGCUCACUGCUCUGAUGACGUACCCACCCUGGAGACAUGUGAGCUGUCACAAUGCAUUUUUGAAUGUAAACACACGGAAAAUGCAUAUUGUACCGUUUCACAGCAAGAAUAUGCUAUCUUUAUGUGUUCUCUAUGGUGUUGUUUGAUAGUAAAUGUAUCAGAAAACAGUGGAUUUCAUCAAUAAAUAUAUUUAGGAAAAACU